This is a messenger RNA of Phytophthora infestans T30-4, 672 nucleotides long. RefSeq lists its product as uncharacterized. The transcript has 3 exons. Bases 1 to 672 code for a protein of 223 amino acids. Gene Ontology annotation, molecular function: nucleic acid binding; zinc ion binding. The record is from RefSeq and is a predicted model, not a curated record. Lineage: Eukaryota; Oomycota; Peronosporomycetes; Peronosporales; Peronosporaceae.
AUGUUCUACUCGGACACGGCUACGGUGGAGAAGGCGCGCGACUUCUGGGAGCUGUUCGAGGACCACACUGACCGGUUGCCAGACAGAGAGCGACUGUUGGUUUUCCGACAGAAGCUGAAGGGACGUGAGGCCGAAAGAUGGUGGAGCAACUCCAGCAUCAAGUCGUUCGCGACGCUGAAGGUGCGUUUCCACAACCGGUUUCUCAGCAGGACGGCCGACGAGCUCUGGGAGAGACUGUACUCCACUAAGCGUGAACGCGGCGAGUCAGUGGAGGAAUGGAGAGACCGAGUCACAGACCUGUGCGACUCCCUCGACUAUCCGAACCCUCAGAUGCGGUAUCAGUUGUUCCGUCGUGGCCUGAAGAACAAGAGGAUGCUGGCUGCUCUAGAUUUAAGCCCGGCUCGAGAUAUUCCGGAGGCGCGCGAGUGGCUAAUGUUCAAGGACAUGCAUCGUCCUGUGGAGGAAGACGACGACCUUCCUGACGAGUCGCGGGCGAGGACUGAUAGAUGCCACACACAAGAAGGAGAACCUGUCUGUGGUCGAUGCGACUACAAGGGUCACACUCGCGUGACGUGUUCGCGCCAAACGAUGACUUGCCGACGGUGUACCCAGUACGGUCAUAUUGUGGCUGAGUGUGAGGUGCCUCACUCCUUCCUCUGGUCAAGUGGAUGA